UCCAUGGGAGCUCACGCGAGGUUGAUAUCCAAGAAAGUUUUGUUAACGAAACAUCUCAAAUUAUGCAAACAAAUCACGAAUUUUCAACGGAAAUCAUUGUCAACAAAUAACUCGCAAUACUGCAUUGAUUUAGUGAGGAAAAACGAUUAUGAGAGUUUCCUUUGUACCCUCCUGCUCCCACAAGCAGCUAGAUCCUCUGUAUUUGCUCUCAGAGGCUUCAAUGUUGAGACAGCGACCGUUAACGACACAGUUACAGAACAGCACAUAGGCCUAAUGAGGAUGCAGUUCUGGAAGGAUGUCAUCACUAAAAUAUAUCAGGGAUCCCCUCCCCACCAUCCGGUUGCCAUGGAGCUGUACAGAGCUGUCCACAAGCACAACCUAUCCAAACGGUGGCUGUUGAGAAUCGUUGAAGCAAGAGAACAAUCCCUGAAUGCCAGAACGUUUCAGAGUGUUGAAGAUGUUGAGAACUAUGCAGAAAACACAGCCUCAUCACUGCUAUAUCUUACACUGGAAGCACUUGGAGUGAAAGAUGUGAACGCAGACCACGCAGCGAGCCACAUUGGUAAAGCACAUGGCAUUGUGACACUCCUCAGGGCUACACCAUACAACAUCAGUAGGCAACAAGUAAUGCUCCCAAUGGACUUAACCAUCAAGCAUAAUAUAUCACACGAGGCAAUACUAAGACGAAGUACCGAGCAACCGAUGAAGGAUGUGAUUUAUGAUAUAGCAAGUGCAGCUCAUGUCCAUCUGGAAAAGGCUAGAUCCUUCAAGUCCAACGUGCCGAAAGAGGCGCUCCCUGCCUAUCUACUCACAGCGGCGACCGAGGCUUUUCUUCGGCGCAUACAAAAAAUAAACUUUGACAUUUUUCACAAACACUGUCUGAAGAAGGAACCUCUGAUGCCCCUUCUACUUUGGUUACAAAACAAAAGAAGAAAAUAUUAAAGACACCGAUACUGUUUGUGAUUUGGUAAGUGAACGAAGGAAAAUACUAAAUUUUGUUUAGGCAUAAAAAAAAAAAUUAUGUUGGCCUAACCCGACCCUGGGUAUUUGUAUUUUUUUCAAGGAAAGA
Messenger RNA from Asterias rubens (European starfish), 1069 nucleotides. Its product is annotated as NADH dehydrogenase (ubiquinone) complex I, assembly factor 6-like. Gene Ontology annotation, cellular component: mitochondrion. The record is from RefSeq and is a predicted model, not a curated record. The transcript has 7 exons. The coding region runs from base 4 to 942 and encodes 312 amino acids. Gene Ontology annotation, biological process: biosynthetic process; mitochondrial respiratory chain complex I assembly. Lineage: Eukaryota; Metazoa; Echinodermata; Asteroidea; Forcipulatida; Asteriidae.